Molecule: messenger RNA, 4500 nt
Organism: Dermatophagoides pteronyssinus (European house dust mite)
Lineage: Eukaryota; Metazoa; Arthropoda; Arachnida; Sarcoptiformes; Pyroglyphidae
Molecular function (GO): nucleic acid binding; zinc ion binding
Source: RefSeq, a predicted model, not a curated record
AUGAAUCCAGAAUCUCUUUCUCGCCCUCUAUCGUUUUUUUUNCCGUUUAAAAUCUCGUUCGAAGAUGAAGUCAUCAAUAAUCCGAAUCUAAUGGAAUCGAAGAAGCGUAAUUUACUUCUUAAGGUUCUUGCUGAUGAUGCUAAGGACAGAGCUAUGGACCUUGUUAGGCAAGGUCAAUCUCUACGUUCUAUUUGGAUCUCGUUAAAUGCUUACUAUGGCGAUCCUAAGAAAGCUGACGAGUAUUUAUUGAAGCGUAUACGUUCAAUAGUUUUCGUGAACACUUCAUUCGAAUCAUCGAAAAUCGAAACCAUGCUUAAUGAAGUUCGACGAAUUUCUAGCGCUGCAAACAGCCUUGGUGCAGCUUACGUAUCUCGAUCGAAUUCAUUGGUUAAGGAGGUAUUGUGGCGCUGUGGUCGACAACUUCGUGAAAAACUUGCGCAUGUCGAAUCGUUCGUACAAUUGGUAUCCGAGUUAGAAAAAAUAUACAAGUCGGCAUUAUGUCUGGAUACCUUCGAACGACGUAAUUUCGUUCGACCUUCACCGGUGGCAGUUGCUUCAGCGGUGAGCUGCAUUUUUUGUAAUCGUUCUCAUGCAUCGGCAGAUUGUUCCUCAUCUAUGCCGGCAGAAGAAAAGAAAAGAAUUAUGCUCGCUAGCAGAAUGUGCUAUAAAUGUAUUUCUCCUGGGCAUCGUUCGUCUUCAUGUCCAAUGGCUUCUUCUAUUCGAUGCUCUAUCUGUCAUUUAAAUCAUCCAACUGUGCUUCAUCAAGUUCGUCUCUUCGAAAAUCAUAAUGAUCGCAAUAAUCAUCCGUCUUCCUAUCGGUCGUCGUCAUUUUCGUUACCUUCCGCACCACCAAUGUCUUCUUUGCCUUCGUCUUCUUCGUCUGUCGCACCAUCGUCUUCGUCAUCGCCGUCAUCGUCAUCGUCUUCAUCAUCGUCUUCUCGUCCUUCUACUUCUGCUGCUAUAGACUCGUUACCAUCAUCAUCUUCAACUGUGUCUUCCGUUACCGUCCUUCCGUUUUCGUCAACCAAUUCAAAUGUUUCGUCAGAAUCUUCAUCAUCUUUUGUCGCUGUUAUUCAAUCCUAUGAUGAUCGCUCAUUGGUAGCUCGUUAUGAUGGAGUAGCUCCAACUUCGACAACUUCUGAACGUCCCGCGUUUGUGGUCAAUUUAAGGGGACGUAAAUGCAUGGUUUGGAUCGACACCUGUUCUCCGUUCACAUUAAUUCGUAAAAAUCUCGUUAAUGAUUUCGAUUGUUAUCCGGCUAAGCCAAUAUGUCUUUCUGGUUUCGCUGGUGGUUCCGUCACAUGUUCGAAAGAAAAAGUUUCUGUUCAUCUUCGUUCAGAAAACAUUAAUAUCGCUAUCGAUGCUUACGUAUUACCUGUUUUACCUUAUUGUGAUUUAAUUAUCGGUACCGACAUGCUUCAUCGUAUUACUAAGAUUGGUUCGUCAAAAUCGUUGAAGUGGGAAUCGAAAUUUGGUGAUAUUUAUUAUGGUUCAGUAGCAUCUAUCAAGGAAAUCGAUAUAAACAAUGAUAGUGGUGAUGAUGAUGAAGAAGAAUUGGAUAUGGAGGUCUUCCGAUUAGCUAAUGGUCGUUUUGAAGCCAAAUUGCCUUUCCUUUCGGAUUCCCGACCUCGGAAUAAUUAUUUUAAAUCGCUAUUUUUGUUGGACAAAUUGGUCACUCGCUUACAAGCCCAAAAUUUCUAUGAUCGAUAUCGCGAAGAAUUCAUGAAAUAUGUUUCUUCGGGCCAAGCAGUUGAAGUUAAUGAUACUGAUGGUUAUUUCAUUCCUCACCAUGCUGUAAUCCGUGAAAAAUCGUCUUCGUCUCCUGUACGUAUCGUAUUUAACGCAUCCUUUGGUCAUAAUAAUUCGUUGAACCAGAUGUUGUGGAAGGGAUCUGUUUUGGGUUUGGAUGUCUUGCCACACCUUUUUAGAAUCCGUUUGUUCAAAUUUUUAUGUACUGCUGACCUUAAAAAGGCUUUUCUUCAAGUAUCCAUCCAUCCUGAUCAUCGAAAAUUUUUACGUUUGCUUUGGAAAGAAUCCGAUGGUUCUAUUAAAAAAUUCGAAAUGACCGUUCUGCCAUUUGGUGUGAUAUCGUCUCCGGCAAUUUUAACCCAAGUUGUCAAUCGUAUUAUUUCGUCUAUUUCUGAUGAUAAAAUUCGUGGAAUCCUUUCUGGAGUAUCAUACAUGGAUGAUUUAUUAUUCGGUUCAAAUGAAGAAAAGGAUCUGCGAAUUGCUAUAGUAGAAGCUAAGAAAGCUUUUUCGUCCUCAGGCUUUGAAUUGCAUAAAAUUUGUUCUAAUUUAUUGAUUCCGGAUAAGUUUUCUAAUGAAUCUAGUCUUUUGGGCGUAAUCUGGGAUACUGAAGAAGAUACUAUUGGUAUUAAAGAAUCUCUGGAUUUUUGCGAGAAUUCAAUUUUAACAAAAAGAAAAAUUCUUUCGAUAAUUGGUCGUAUUUUUGAUCCUUUAGGAUUAAUCGAUCCUUUGAAAUUUCCGUUAAGACUAUUGUUUUCUAGAAUCGUAUCUUUUGAAUGGGAUAUGCCGGUCAAUGAUGAGAUUGCUAACGAAUGGAGAUCAAUUAUUAAUCAGUUGCCCGAUCUAAAACAAUUGAAAAUUCCUCGUUACAUUUCUGAUCAAUCAAACUUAUUUUGUUUUGCAGACGCAAGUUCUGAAGGUAUCGGCUAUGUAAUUUAUCUUGGAUCUAAUUUCUUUUUUGGCAAAAGUAAAAUCGCUUCCGCUUCAAAAACUAUUGUUGAUAAUGAAUUAUUGGCCUUAUUCGAAUUGGUUAAAAUGGUAGAACGAAUUCGGAAAAUUUUAAAUCAAUUUCAAGUUUUCCCGGAGAUUCAUAUCUAUUCAGAUUCCAAAAUUAAUCUUGAUCGCCUAACCAAUUCUCCCAACAAAUUCAAAUCUCACAUCGGAAGAAAAAUUAUUCGUAUCCAAAAGUUUGUUUUCGAUACUUCUGCUGUUGUGCAUAGAAUAUCCGGGUCCUCGAAUCCAGCAGAUAUAUUCAGUCGUUCUAUCUCUGCAUCAAGAUAUAUUCGCGCCAAACCUUGGUUUUUAGAAGUAUCGGAUUUGCCAACUGAUUCUGUUCCUGUUGUUUCGGUUUGCGCGAUUAAAGAAGAAAAAGUUGAUACUGAUUUCGUUUCAUUUCUUAGCCGUUUUGCAUCUAUCGGAAAAAUGAUUCGUUGGAUAGAAAGAAUUCGUCGGUGGGCGCCGAAAAGUGUUCAAGAUCGUAUGAUUGAAAAUUUAUUUCUUUUAAUACGUUGUUUCCAAAAGGUAUCGAAAUUUUCUUCAUCGCAUGACCACUUUACAGAUCAUCGUGGUCUUGUCGUUUAUAAGAUGCGAGAUGGAAUUAAUUCCGUUUGGAUACCGUCUAAUUCGGCACUAGCUGAAAUAUUGUUAAUGGAAGCUCAUCGAGCAUCUAAGCACAAUGGUUUGAAAUUGUCAUUAUCGCAAAUUCCUAUUGAAUUAGUUAUCGGAAACGCGAAUCGGUCUAUGGCACGUUUAAUUCAUCGAUGUCCUAUUUGUCGUGCCCGUCGCGCUAAUUCUUAUUCCGUUCCAUUUGGUCCUUCUUAUCAUGAAGUCGAUGUUUAUUCUGGACCAUUUUCUCGUAUUGCAAUUGAUGGGUUUGGACCCUAUUCCUUAAAAAAUGGCAAAAAAUAUUAUGGUUUGAUUGUAGCCUGUUUGUCAACUCGUUGUCUUCGUAUUGGUAUUUUGGAAGAUUUGUCGCCUUUGUCAGCUGCUCGUGCUUUGAAUUCUAUCUUCCACGAAGUUGGUUACCCAAAAUUUAUUUUAUCUGAUAAUGGAACCAACUUCAAGCCUAUUAAGUUAGCUUUGGAAAAAGCUAAGAUGAAUGUUGUCUGGUGGACUUCUGCUCCGUAUGCACCAUGGCAAAAUGGCACGGCUGAAAGAUUCGUCCGAAUGGUUAAAUCAUGUAUGUCAGUCUACAACAAAAAUUGCCGAUCAUUAUACGAUGUUGUUCUUCGUUUUCGAGAAGUUGAAUCUAUUGUAAACGCUCGUCCAAUUAUUGUUAUCGAACGACCUAUUUCUGCUCAUGAAUUUUGUUUCAAUAGGCCAUUACAUUUUAUUAACGAAAUCAAUUCGGAUUUAAAACCAGUUGAUUUAAAUCGUCUAUACCGUUUUAAUGCGGAUCUGAAACAUCGUUUCAUCAAAAUUUUAAAGCUACGGUAUUACAACUUGUAUCGGUUUCGUCCAAUGGUAAAACGUGAAGAAGUUAAAGUUGGCGAUUUUGUUCUUUUAUCGGAUAGAAAAGACAAAAACGAAGUUUGGCCUUCUGGACAAAUAACAGAAUUACUUUAUGGUCGCGAUGGUCAUCCGAGAUCAGCUAUCGUUUCUUUCCGUGGAAAUCUACUUCGUCGUCCUCUUACUGGUUUAAUUCCAAUCUGUGGCGGGAAAAAUUGUUGAAUUACGGUCUUUUUUUUUAGUUCGAAUUCGAACUUGCCAUUUUUUCGAACUUUCUUUGUUUCCUUUUUUUUUAAUAUAUAAACU